Molecule: messenger RNA, 1308 nt
Organism: Pantherophis guttatus
Lineage: Eukaryota; Metazoa; Chordata; Lepidosauria; Squamata; Colubridae
Source: RefSeq, a predicted model, not a curated record
GGAGAUGAGGGUUCUCAAGGGGACAUUUCUGCCAGUGCUGCAGGCAGAAAGCCUUCAGACAGACACCAAGGCUCCCUGCAAGCGAGCAAGCAAAAGAAGCACAAUCUCUGCAGAGAACGCAGGGGCCUUCCUCCCCUCCAUCUAGAGAAGUGAGUCCUGUGCUCCAGGAUGAUCCACCCCAACUUCCGGAUCCUUUCAGCCCAAGGCCUCCUUCUCCUCUGCAGUCUUUCCUACUUUGGCACCCAAGGUCCUUAUGCAGAAGCAGAGUCAGAUGCGAUCUCUGGAGCAGCCAUUUUCUCCAACCAUUCCCUGAAUGGGACAGGUGUGAUACCUCUCACUUGCCAGAGUUUCCGGUGUUCGGGAGAGAAGUGCUACCAGGAGGAGGCCCAUGGCAACAAUUCCCAGAUCUGCCACAAUGCUUCACACUGUGAGCUCUAUCGUCUCAACAGCACCAGCUACACAGCCCGAUGCAGUAGUGAUUGUGGAAGUGCCAAUGCCACGGAGAUGUGCCUUCACAGCGGAGGACUGGGCCUGGAGCUCUGCAUUAUGGAAUGUUGCAACUCGUCCAACUGCCUGCAGCUCAAUGCCACGGCAUACGGUGACAGGGCACCCACCACCACCCCAGUUCUCACCACUACCACCAAGACCACCGCAGCACCCCCCCGCAAUGGAAAGGUUUGCUCGAGCUUCACCUGCCAUGGAGAAGGCUGCUACAAAGGUCAGAAGUCCUCAACCAGCUGCAUUGUGGGCAACGACUUCUGUGAGAUGAAAAAAACAGGCUCCCAUUUUGUGGCAGGCUGUAGCCGAACUUGCAAAACCAAGGGCCACCCGUGCUCCCACAAAUCUCCUGCUGCGUGCUACCAAGAGUGCUGCCAGGCUAUGCCUAAAACCAGCUGCCUGAAGCUGGAUGGGAAAGUGCACUUCAACAGGGCGAGCGCCCUGGCUUCGGCUUCUCUGUUCCAGCUCCUGGGCUGGGCUGCCCUGCUCACUCCCUUUUCCAGGGGCUCAACGUGUUCCGUAGCGCUUUGGCAGGACGUCUCGCUGACCUUCCUCCUCCCACCGAAGGAAGCGGCGCUUUCCAGGCAGGAGAGCCACCCCCGCACCCCGGCCUCCGCUGCGCGAUACUCCGGCCAGGUUCCUCCGCGGCCGCACCGCCAGAGCGGAGUAGCGUUAGGGGAACGGGAGGCGGAUGCUCCCCCUCCUCCCUGGACAGGCUCUUCCCGUUGCUCGAUGUUGGACGUGCGCUGCUUCCUUUAUCCCCCUGUGCAAAUAAAGUCUCCGACACCCUGCAGCGAUUCGGGAGUGUGA